AUGGAGGAUCCGGCUACAAGCACCGCCGCGUACGAGAGUUUGCCAGAGUACGGCACCUUGCUGCUACUGCUCGUUGUGAUAGUGUCCUCGGUGCUGCGCAUGGUGAAGCGAGUGAUCAACUUGCCGGUGGUGGCCGUCACGGUGCUGUGGGGCUUUCUCGCCGGCUGGCUCGUGAAUCGAUACGGAGACAAGGAGACCUUCCUGCCCGUCACCGACGCCAACGUGGGCGAGCUCCUGCACCUGUACAUGCCCGUGCUGGUGUUCACGGUGACGCUCAACGUGCGGUACCACAUCUUCUGGCGCUGCUUCUGGCAGUGCGUGCUCCUAGGAGGCGUGGGACUCGUGCUUAGCGUCUGCAUGUUCGUGCUAUACAUGACGUUCAUGGUGCCGUCAAGCAAGGAAGGCAUCGGUGGUCGGGACUCUGCGGGCGGUGGCCGAGAAGGCCUCGGGGACAACUCCGCGACAUCGGCGCUCAUGGGCUUCCUAGUCUGCUGCCCUGAGCCGAUGUUUUACACGGAGAUUCAAUUUCUGACCACAGCCAAGUCCCACAUCCUCGAGACCCUGGUGAUGGGCGAGGCACUGGUGGGCUUGUCGUUCUUCUGGUUCGUCUACAACAUCGUCGCCGUCGUCAAGGAGUUUAGCUUCUCCAACUUUGGUGUGUUCGUGUUGACCACCCUGGUACUGGGCCCCUUGUUCGGAAAGCUCGUGGGCCACCUUCUGGCGUACCUGCUGAUCGCGCUGUCACAGGACGUGUCCAUCACCUACCUGGUCUCGCUGUGCGCCGUCUACCUAACCUUCCUGUUGGCCGAGCACGCAUUCCUAGGCAGCGGCGUGACGUCAAUCAUCGCGCUCGCACUCACCGCCAGCGCGCACAGCGCCUCGACAAUCAUGGACCCGAUAGUGUUGCGAAAGUUCUGGAUGCUCCUUCGAUACACGUACAAUACGGUCAUCGUGUUCCUGGCCGCCUUCAAGGUAGGCCGUGACGCCGUUGGGUACCUGGACGCCGAUGACGUCAUCCUCUUGGGUCAUACGUACGCCGCGAAGAUCAUCGUCAGGGGUCUGAUGGUGCUCGUGCUCUACCCGGUCCUCUGCUCGACGGGUUACGAACUCAACUGGCGCCAGUGCGUCGCUCUGGUCUGGAUCAACUUCAAGAGCGCUGUCAUCAUGGGCUUCUCACUCUCGUCGUGGAUUUCCAACAUCAACGUCAGCGUGGCUCUCAGGGAGGACGCAAUACGGCUGGGCUUGGUGUUUCUGGUACAAGCCAUAAACACCCUCAGUCUACCCCAGCUGAUGUGGACAUUGGGCCUAGUGCAGAUGUCGGAAGCGGAGAGGGCCAACAUGAACGUGGUGGUGACGGCGCUACGCAACACGGCCAAGCAGUCGACGAACAAGCAGCGCCGCGAGAAGAACUUCAGCGGCGCCGACUGGAAGUGGGUCCAGCUGCACACUUUCAUCGAGAACCCGUACGCCGAGGUGGCGGGCGCCGGGACGGAGCGCACCGCCCUCGGUCCACGCCUCUCGCUACAGCGCCGGGAGGACACGCUAGCCGAGGCCAAGCACAACGCCAACACCAACAUACUAAGGUUGCAGAAGGUGUGCUACAACAAGCAGUACGAAGACGGUAUGAUUCACAAGCGCACAAAGACGACCAUCCUAGCUGCCCUACAGUACCCUCUGGAAAGAGAGCUGUACUUGAACAUCGACAUGAUGACCCAGUAUAUAACGGUGCCAGCUUGGAUCUACUCACUGAAAAACAUCCUCCAACGCUUCGCGGGCACCGAGGUCAUCGAGCGACGCAGUUCGGGCCGGGUCAGCGCCCGCACGGAGGAGACCGAGACCAGCAUAGUCGAGAUGGACCUGCUCUCCAACUCCAUCACGCAGGGCUGGUACCACGUGCUCGUGGGUCUCGUCGCCGUGGGCUUCGUGCUCCUACUGGGAGGACUCGCGUUCUUCACCCAAUACAAGAUGAAUGACGUCAUCAUGUCCGUCGUGGUCAGCGUCCAGGGCUUGUACGUCCUGCUGUACGCUCUGGAGAUACUCCUCGUGGUGUACUCGAUGGGUAUGUUCAGGAUGGGCCGAGACGUUUGGCGCCAACUAGACCUGAUAAUUUUCGUCCUCGUGGUGUCCGAGUUUGUGCUGACCAGCUUCGUCUCGGUUAGCAUGGACGACAAGAAGAACAAGUGGUACGCCAUCUUCCUGCAGUGCAGCUUCAUACUGCUGGUUGCCUGCCGAACUGUCAAGACGCUGCAGAAGAGAGCCGUCCUUUUCGUGUGGCUGUGGGACCUGAUGGACGGGGUGCUGAACCGGAAGCUAUUCUAUGCGUACGACGUCAGCUGGGCCUACAUCACCGCCGAGGACGAAGCCAUGGCCAAGGCGAGCCGCUUCGUCAAGAACACCCAGCUGGCCAACAAGAUCCGGGACUCGUGCGGACGUAAUAAACUUCAGACGCUGAAGAACGUGAUCGACAUCCAGCAGAAGUACCCGAACAUCGAAGUCGCCACAAAGACGCGUCAGGCGGCGCGCAAGACGCUCAACAAGGCACUGGACGCCUUGCACGACCUCCACGAUGGCGGUCUCCUGGACGACAAGCAGUUCGGCAUGCUUUACGAGGACCUGACGUGGAUGAUCCAUCGCGUGGACGGAAUGCCGACCAACAUCAUCGUGGGAGACACGGCGCACUGCAUCCUGCUUAGCAUCUCUUGGCUGCCAAGGGAAGAGGUCACCAAGUUGCUCAAGUCGUUCUUCGUGACUCAAAAGAAAGGCAACGUGCUCUCUUUCGUCGGUCACGAGCAUGAGCGAGUUUCCAUCAUCUGCUCCGGAAUUGUGAAGGUUUACGGCAAAGGAACGCGACAGAGCACGGACACGGAGGGACGACUGCAGAACGCGGACUCGAACCAGUACUUCUUCAGCGACGGCGACUUCAAGGACUACCUAGUGUCGCCGGACUGCAUAGGCCUCAUCGGCUUCCUCUCCGCGCUACCGUCAGUGUGCCAGGCGGUCUGUGAGACCGACGUCGAACUGUGCAGCAUACCGAUGGAAGUGAUGGAGCGCAUCACCGAACAGCACCCUGACCCACCGACCGUCAUCUAUCGCAUGUGGUUCUCGGUGGCGGUGCGCGUUGCCCUCGGCGUUCUCAUCAACCACAAGCGGUAUCAGGACUGGACCCACGACAAGCUGAAGCAGUUCCUGGAAGGCGGCAUCAUGCCGAACCUGUAUUAUGCCAUCGAGUUCUCCUUGGACGAGGCUGUGCAGGACGUCAUCCUGAUUCAGGGCUGCGUCUCGUCAGCUGAAGGACACUGCUACUUCGGGCCCUGCUACCUGCCGCAGUCGCUGCGACAGAUGAAGCUGUCGGGCUCGCCCAGCUCGCGUCCUCGGCCGGUGAUGCUGAUCACGACCCUGUUGCGGUACCACUUGCCCCCUGAGCUCGACUGGUACCACCAGCCGCUGCGCCAUUACGACUACAUGCCGCGGAUCAGAACCGACGACGAGUACGCGCACUGGUCCUAGCAGGCGCCGCCAAAAUCCAUGACGUCAAGGCAAGUUGGUAUUCGAACUUAAAGGUGAUAACACGAGAAAUAUCAACCUUCAAAGACUCAAAUUUCACUUUUUAUUUAAGCUAGCUAUAAAACCUUCGCUUUUCCUAA
Molecule: messenger RNA, 3644 nt
Organism: Rhipicephalus sanguineus (brown dog tick)
Lineage: Eukaryota; Metazoa; Arthropoda; Arachnida; Ixodida; Ixodidae
Product: sodium/hydrogen exchanger 10
Exons: 24
Coding region: 1-3507 (1168 amino acids)
Biological process (GO): proton transmembrane transport
Cellular component (GO): membrane
Molecular function (GO): sodium:proton antiporter activity
Source: RefSeq, a predicted model, not a curated record